AUGGAGCACACACCAUCUGUGAAACCUGAUCCCGCAGUAUCUGCAGAUUCUCCUACGCCAUCCUCAGCAGAGAAAUUUGAGGAACUUUACGGGUCACGAGAGCUGAUAGGACAAGGAGGUUACGGAAUUGUCUAUGCAGGAUACAGGAAGACUGAUAAUUUGCCAGUUGCUCUGAAAUUUGUAGAUAUGAAGAAAAUAAAGAUGUGGGCAAAAACGUCUGAGAAAGGAGAGGUUCUGCCCUUGGAGAUUGUACUCUUGCGUCAGGUCUGUAACAAACCCACAUGUGAGGGUGUGGCUCAGCUUCUUGACUACUUUGAGCUGCCUGACUUCUACCUCAUGGUCCUGGAACGCCCAGAGCCUUGCCUUGACCUCUUCAACUAUAUGCAGAGACAGCAUGGCUACCUGGGUGAGAGUUUGGCAUGCCAUUUUCUGAGCCAGGUGGUCAGUGCACUGAUGCACUGCCACAGCCGUGGGAUUGUCCACCGAGACCUCAAGCCAGAGAACAUUCUGGUAGAGAUAGCAACCCAGUGUGUCAAGCUGCUUGACUUUGGUUCAGCAGCUCUGCUCAUAGAGGGGUCCUACACAGAAGUAGUUGGUACACCUGAGUACUUUCCUCCGGAGACCAUUCUCAGAGGAGAGUACUUUGCCAUUCCUGCAACAGUGUGGUCUGUGGGUGUCCUGUUGUUCCAGAUGGUAUGGGGUGAUGUGCCUUUCCACAGUGAUGAUGAUAUCAUCAAAGGAAUUCUACAUUUUCCGAGGGGCAUAGCAAGAGAUUGCCGCCAUCUUAUCCGAAGAUGCUUAGCUGCCAGUCCAAAUGACCGUCCCACCCUUGAACAGAUACUUCAGCAUCCAUGGAUAACAAAGAACCAAAACGUCUGUAUUUAAAUCAAAUAAAACU
Molecule: messenger RNA, 898 nt
Organism: Chanos chanos (milkfish)
Lineage: Eukaryota; Metazoa; Chordata; Actinopteri; Gonorynchiformes; Chanidae
Product: serine/threonine-protein kinase pim-2-like
Exons: 6
Coding region: 1-885 (294 amino acids)
Biological process (GO): protein autophosphorylation; negative regulation of apoptotic process; regulation of mitotic cell cycle
Cellular component (GO): cytoplasm
Molecular function (GO): protein serine/threonine kinase activity; ATP binding
Source: RefSeq, a predicted model, not a curated record